Molecule: messenger RNA, 1430 nt
Organism: Capra hircus (goat)
Lineage: Eukaryota; Metazoa; Chordata; Mammalia; Artiodactyla; Bovidae
Gene: MBLAC1
Product: metallo-beta-lactamase domain containing 1
Exons: 1
Coding region: 287-1078 (263 amino acids)
Source: RefSeq, a predicted model, not a curated record
CUAAAGCUUGGUCCAAGAUGGAGAGCGGCUCAGGUUAGAGAGAAGGAAAUAACUACGACACCCCCGGGGUUGCGGUUGAGAACCUCACACGCGAGCGGGGCGGUGGCCGAAGUCGCUGAGGGACUGGCGGGUUCGCGCCGAAGUUCAAUUGGGCGAUGCCAAUUUAAGCGUGUGAGGGGGGUAGGAACUGACACGUGGAAGGUACCACUCGGCGGAGGCCGGGCGAGUGUGGGAACCUCAAGGGAGUCGCCCACAGCCCCACUUCUCAGCUGAUCCGUCUCGGGCCAUGAGCGGUCUAGUGCGCAGCGAGCCGCUGCCCGGGGAGACCCCUCUGCUGGUGCCCGGCGACCCCUACUCUGUGGUGGUGCUGCUGCAAGGCUACGCGGAGCCCGAGGGGGUCGGUGACGCCGUGCGAGCCGACGGCUCCGUGACCCUUGUCCUUCCCCGGGCCUGGGGCCCGGCCUCCAGCCACCGAGAGCCCCAGCCUUACGAGGCGAAGACCGCCCUAGAGGAGGCGGCCCGGGGCCCCAUCCUCGUGGACACCGCGGGCCCCUGGGCUCGCGAGGCGCUCCUGGGGGCCCUGGCGGGGCAGGGCGUGGCUCCCGGAGACGUGACUCUGGUGGUGGGGACCCACGGACACUCCGACCACAUCGGGAACCUGGGGCUGUUUCCCGGGGCGGCCCUGCUGGUCUCGCACGACUUCUGCCUCCCCGGGGGCCGUUACCUCCCCCACGGACUGUGUGAGGAGCGGCCUUUGCGGUUGGGGCCGGGACUCGAGGUGUGGGCCACACCCGGCCACGGUGGCCAGCGGGACGUGAGCGUGCUGGUUGCUGGCACGGCCCUGGGAACCGUCAUGGUAGUGGGCGAUGUGUUUGAACGUGAUGGGGACGAGGGCUCGUGGCAGGCGCUGAGCGAAGACCCAGUGGCUCAGAAGCACAGCCGAAAGCGGGUCCUGGGCACCGCCGAUGUGAUCGUGCCUGGUCACGGAGCCCCCUUUAGGCUGAUAAAGGAAGCCUCGGCGCCAGAGGCAGAGCCAGCCAGAUCUCGUGACGGAGAGGAGCCCACGGUGCACGGAUAAAAUCCAGUCUUGACUGGAUCCUUUUCAGUGAUCCCAUCUUCCACCCCUCAACCAAGGAACUGAACGUCCAAGAGACAAGAUGACAUGUCAGAGUAGUCAUGGGUAGCCUCUUCUAGGAGGCCAGUUCUCCAGUGAGGACAGAGUGCUUUUGCCUCAGCUGGCACCAGUAUCGUUGUUUCUCUGACCAAACUAGGACCAAGGACGCCUCAGCUCUGUGUCAUCUCUAAGCCGUCAUUAGUAAAAUAGGAGAAUGUUCUUGGGAGUCUUCCAAAAUAAAGGUAGAAACUGCAUUGAAAACCAUACUGCCCUUCAAAUAUAUUCCAAUUAAAAGAUUUUUUUAAGGGAAAGAAAA